Molecule: messenger RNA, 1818 nt
Organism: Ostreobium quekettii
Lineage: Eukaryota; Viridiplantae; Chlorophyta; Ulvophyceae; Bryopsidales; Ostreobiaceae
Source: the annotation of a GenBank genome assembly
AUGGCCAUCAUCACAGCCUUCGGCCUGGCGCAGCUCUUCAAGAUCAAGUUCAACCUGGUCGUGCAGACGCUGCCUUUCCUGCUGCUGGGCCUGGGCACGGACGACACUUUUGUGAUCGUCGGCGCAUACCACCAGACGGAUGCCGCGCUGCCGGGAGAGGACCGCAUUGCGCAAGCCAUGCGGGCGGCGGGUUCGUCCAUCCUGGUGACGUCGGUCACGGACAUGGUGGCCUUCCUGAUGGGCUCCUACACGGAGCUGCCCGCGCUCAGGGCCUUCUCUGCCUACGCCACUCUGGGCAUCAUAUUCGACUUCUUCUACCAGGUUACGUUUUUCUUGGCUUGCUUGGCCUUGGACACCAAGAGAGAAAAGCGUGCCUACAACGGGGCGCCACGAUGGGGCUUCCAGUGCUGCUGCCUUGGAAGCUGGUGUGGGAGCGACCAGUACAACGAGGGGCAGUUUGUGAAAGCUGUGCUUCCCGAAUCAACCAAAGACUUGGAGAAGGGCCAGGCUGAAGGACUUGCUGCAGCAACUGUGGUGGCUGGGGAUGGAAAGAGGGACCCCAAUCGCAAAAUCUUUGGAGCAGGCAGCUAUGACCCAUCUGCACCCUCGUUUGCGACAAAGCUUGUGGGAGAAUGGAUCCCAAAAUACACACUCUCUCCUGUGGGGAAGGCCAUUGUGAUCGUUGCGGAGUGCGGCCUGCUGGCGAUGGCCAUCUACGGAAGCACAAAAGUGUUCAUGGACUUCCAAUUCCGAGAUUGGUUCACACCCGAUGGCUCGUGGCUCAAGGAUGCGUUUGAGGUGGAAGACCGGUACUUUUCUGGAGACUCUACAGCGUUUGAGGUGUACACGAAGGAGCCGCCUGCGGACCGGCCCAGCUACUACCACUUCCAGGACGACCUCGUGAGGCUUGUGGAUGAACUCAGGGCCAAUGACAAGUUCGUGACGGACAACCCUCCAGUGAGCAGCUGGUACGAAUCAUUCUGCAAUUCCGUUGAGCCAGGGCAGAUGAGCUGCGCCAACUCUAGCCAACUCACGCCCGACAAUUUCGACUUCCAAGUGUUCCAGUUCAUCAAUUCAAACGAUUCCACCGAAGGGCGUUUCUUCAAUGGGAGGGUCAUAUUCGAGCCGCCCGUGUGCAGCACGGCGGACGAUUGCCAAAUAAUAUCGUCCAGGAUCGACGGCCAGUCACAGGACGUGGUGGACGGCCAGUUUGCCGUGGAUUUGGUGGACAGCCUUAGGGACACGGCCAAGGCCGCCAUUCCCGACCUGGACCCCAUCGCCUACAACCCAGUCUUCCUGUUCUACGACGGCUUCCGGGUCAUCGCCUGGGAGACUGUCCGAAAUGUGCUGAUGGCCGGCGUCGCCGUCUUCGUCAUGUCUCUCAUUGUCCUCUCCAACUUCUUCGCGGGACUGGCGGUGCUCGCCAUGGUGGCAGCUACGGAUGUCAUGCUCUUUGGCUGGAUGCACUACGUCGACCUACAGUUUAACACCGUCACGGCCAUCAACAUGGUCCUGGCUGUGGGCAUUGCCGUGGACUACUCCGCCCACAUCACCCAUUCCUUCCUGGUUGUCAAGGGCACGCGUGACGAGCGCGCCAAGGCUGCGCUGUUCCGCAUCGGCGGCGAGGUGCUCGCCGGUGCCUUCACAACAUUCCUGGCUGUCGCCGUCAUGGGCGCAGCCGAGCACUACAUCUUCCAGGUGUUCUUCAAAAUGUUUGCCGCGAUCAUAAUGUUCGGCAUAUGGCACGGCGUCAUUGUGCUGCCGGUAAUGCUGAGCAUCCUGGGGCCCGUGGCAUAUGAGGAUGUGGCGAAGCAGUAG